Molecule: messenger RNA, 2033 nt
Organism: Xyrauchen texanus (razorback sucker)
Lineage: Eukaryota; Metazoa; Chordata; Actinopteri; Cypriniformes; Catostomidae
Gene: f7i
Product: coagulation factor VIIi
Exons: 8
Coding region: 222-1556 (444 amino acids)
Biological process (GO): proteolysis; blood coagulation
Cellular component (GO): extracellular region
Molecular function (GO): serine-type endopeptidase activity; calcium ion binding
Source: RefSeq, a predicted model, not a curated record
AAAGUCUAAAAAGGACUAAACGGAUAUACCAGUGAGCAAACUGAUUAUUGGACUUAAAUCCAACAUUUACAUCAGGUUAAUGUCUUAUUCACCCUAAACAUUGAACAGCCCUUUGCACUGGAUCGAACGAGUUCAGUUCACCUCACAAUCAAUGACAGAUAGUAAGAAUCAGCUUUCUUCUGAAAGUAAACGUUGACCAUUCGUGUUUCCACCGAGUGAACAUGAAGAUUCAUACAACUGUGUUGUUUUGUGCUUUCAUAGUCCAGGGAUCCAGUGAAGUGUUUCUUGACAAAGAUGGCGCCAGUUCUGUCCUGCAGCGCGCCAGACGCGCAAACUCGGGAUUCCUCGAGGAGAUGAAGCGCGGGAAUCUCGAGCGCGAGUGUAUCGAAGAAAUCUGCGAUUAUGAAGAAGCGCGCGAAGUGUUCGAGGACGAAACGAAGACAAAGCAGUUCUGGUUGAGUUAUUCUGCAAAGGAACCCUGCUUGACGAAUCCAUGCAAGAACAAUGGCACAUGCAUUUAUCUGGCCAACACCUACUACUGCAUGUGUCUGGAGGGCUUUGAGGGCAAAUACUGUGAGAAGGGGUUAGAGGAAACACUGAAGUGUCAGUGUGUGAAUGGAGGUUGUGAACACUUCUGUGACGGUUCUGGGGUCAGACGCGCAUGCAGCUGUGCCACGGGGUACUCUCUCACAGCUGAUGGGAUGUCAUGUGUUGCUCAAGUUGAGUAUCCGUGUGGAAAAGUUCCUCUUCAGAAAAGCACAGUUCAUUCUCAAACCCAGUUUGUGGGUGGAGUUCACUGUCCCAGAGGUCACUAUCCAUGGCAGGUGUUGAUUGAUUAUAAUGGUGCGAGUUUAUGUGGAGGGGCUCUUCUGGACAAUAAUUGGGUGAUAACAGCUGCUCACUGCGUUCAGAAUAAGGAUAUGAAACAUAUGAAGAUUAUCACAGGUGAUCAUGAUCUGGAUGUUAAUGACGGCUCAGAGGAGGCGUAUGAUGUCGUUUCUGUGGUUAUUCAUGAGAAGUAUGACCCUGUGACACUGGACAGUGACCUGGCCCUCCUUCGACUUCGUGAAAAAUUCACGCCCUCUGUGUACGCCGUGCCCAUCUGCCUGCCCACGCCACAGCUGGCACAGAGCGAGCUAGCUGCCGCCCGCUUCCACGCCGUCAGCGGAUGGGGUAAACACACUGAAGGGGGCAACGAUCACCUGUCUAAGGGUCUUAAAGCGCCGUCAUCUCCGAUAAUGCAGUGUCUGGCCAAACCACUGAUACCCACAGCCGAGUGUGUGUUAAAGAGUGGCGUUAACAUCACUGACAACAUGUUCUGUGCCGGUUACACUGAGGGCACCCGCGAGUCCUGCAGAGGAAAUGAUGGCAGUCCUUUGAUCACGCAGUACAAGGGGACGUCUUUCCUGACGGGCAUUGUCACUUGGGGUAAAGGAUGUGAUCAGCCUGGAUACUAUGCUAUUUACACCAAGGUGUCCAACUUCCUAAACUGGCUUGAACAAAAACAGUUGAAGCAGGUGAAUAAUACUGCAGUUGAGCAGCACAUUCACAAUUAAUGUCUUAAUUGAAGGCAAAGUGCAGGUUUAUGUAAAGAGGAAUCCAAAUGUUCAAGAUUGGGCUGGUAAAAACGGAACAAUAACACAAAUCAGGUCUAGAGUGGUUACGGCAAGGGUUUACUGUAAUUACUGGUGAAAUUUGAAAUAAAACAGUCAUUCUGAAUGUGUUCUGUAUUUGUUUACAUUUACUUUUAGCAUUCACAUAUUUGUUUAUUGACCUGCUUCAGUCACGUGACUUUCUUCCUCUUAGCGGCCAUAUUUGUGACCAUAGUGGGAGGAAGCAAUGACUUGUGCGAACUUGUUAUGUUGGGAUAAAUAACGGCUGAUUUUAAUAAAGUUAAAGUGACAGUAAUGAUUAUAUUGUUGCUGAUAUUUUAAAAUGAGUAUUUGCUGAAUAUAAGCGACUUGUGCUUGAUUCAAAUAUUGUAUAUUAUUUUAUUGAAAAAGCCCCUUUGAAAUCCAUGUAUUAAAUAUGAU